Messenger RNA from Conger conger (European conger), 2069 nucleotides. RefSeq lists its product as uncharacterized. The transcript has 5 exons. The coding region runs from base 214 to 555 and encodes 113 amino acids. The record is from RefSeq and is a predicted model, not a curated record. NCBI's taxonomy places the organism in Eukaryota, Metazoa, Chordata, Actinopteri, Anguilliformes, Congridae.
CUGGCUUGUCUCUAUGACAACAUCGUUGUUUUAGCCACAAAACGGUGAUCUAACGUGCUGGUAGUACAAAUAGCUAUUAUCUAACUAAUUCAACCGGCAUAGCCAGAUCAUUAAUUAGCUAAGGGAAACGGCCAGGAUUAUUUGGCCUGACAUGAGGGAAUACACUGCUUAGCUGGCUAACUUUGGUUAGCUAACGUGGUGGAAGAAGAGACCAUGACAGUGUUUUCUGUGUGGGCUCUCUCCAUCCCGCUGCCUGCAGUGCUGAUCAUAGCCGUCAGCUUCUACUUGCUAAUGCUGGUGAUCGCGCUCUGGUGUCGACAUUGCUUCAAAGCUCAGUGUUCCCCGUGGAGCUGUGAUUGCUGCUCCAGCCUCCAGCCCGGGGAGUACUGCCUGGCCUGUGCAGAGUCCUGCGACUGCCAGCCUCCCUCCCUGCGCUCCUGUCUCAACCACACCUGCACCCCUCCCUCUUGCGCCAUGUGGGACUGCGCUUGCACCUGCCAGCCACCCGACUGCGAGUCCAUCAACUGCCUCUGCUUCGAGAUCAAGUUCAGAUAGAGCGGGCUGGCUGCUGGACUCCAACGCCAAGGAGAGGAAACACAGCACAUACAGACUGGCUCACACACAUGAAACAGCACAUACAGACUGGCUCACACACAUGAAACAGCACAUACAGACUGGCUCACACACAUGAAACAGCACAUACAGACUGGCUCACACACAUGAAACAGCACAUACAGACUGGCUCACACACAUGAAACAGCAUGUACAGACUGGCUCAGACACACAUGAAUAGCAAUUGGUGACCCAGAAACAUUUGCUUGAUCCCUGUAACCAAGCAGUUACACAUUUGUCUCGUAAUGUCAAGCUGAAAAUGCCACAGACCACUGCAGCAAAUGCCUCCUGUCUGUUCCAGACCCACCGCCUGUGUCUGUGCAUUAUGUGGCAGUUCACCAUGUAUAAUGCAGCCAAACCAGCUGAACAUGUUCUGUAGUUGAAUAUCAACUAGAUGAAUAUCAUAGUUUCCCCAAACGGUAUUGAUGCCUUAAUUCAGGGGUGUCAAACUGCAGUCCUGAAGAGCUGCAGUGUCUGCUGGUUUUCACUGUGUUUCAGCACCAUUUCUUUGUUUCAGUCAUAGAUUGGCUGAACAGUCCACACAUCCUGUUCUCAAGGCCUUGAUUGGCUGUUGACCUGCAGACACUGCGGCACUACAUUACAGUACAGGCAUGUAGCAGACGCUCUUAUCCAGAGUGACGUACAACGAAGUGCAAUCCGGCAGACACUGCGGCCCUCCAGGACUGGAGUUAAACCUGCAGACACUGCGGCCCUCCAGGACUGGAGUUAGACCUGCAGACACUGCAGCCCUCCAGGACUGGAGUUAAACCUGCAGACACUGCGGCUCUCCAGGACUGGAGUUAAACCUGCAGACACUGCGGCCCUCCAGGACUGGAGUUAAACCUGCAGACACUGCGGCCCCCAACAUGAAAUCUUAUUGUUUACAAUUAAACAUUGCAUACGUCCUCAAAGCAACUUCUGUAUGCACACAUUCCUUCGGAACAACAUGGCUUUACAGCGUCAGCUGCAGUUUGUGGUUCUGAAGGGUAAAGGCUACAGGUCAUAUUCAAGACCAGAAAUGUCUGUUCAUACAGUUCAGACGAAAUGAGAUUUUUAAAACUUGUUCUACAGGUCACUGUUUACAAGUGCAAUUCAAAAUUGACACCAGUGUCUCCCAGAGCUGUUCAAUAUUUUGUAAAUAUCUGUCCUUUUGACAAAUGUACGGCGGUUGUUUUGACUGGCAAUGCUUUUCCUACGGAACUAUUUGAAAAAUGUUGAAACACAUGAGCUCAAGGUCUUAGUAAUUAAUGACAGAAUUACUGUACGACACGUGGUCUUUAACAGCACAGCUGUCCACAGCCUUAAGAAUCGUAUGAGUGUACCCACAAAAUUACUAGAGUCCGUAAUUCUAGCUUCAUCCCAGCAUUUACAUGAUAUCAGUUUUUAUGUACAAGUAUGAUAUGACUUUGAACGCCUUGUGAGAAUUUUUUAUUCAAAUAAAAAAAAAAAUUUUUAUA